AUGGGCGACACCACUUCAGAGUUACCCACAUGCGGCCGGACCAGGUCUGAACCUGUCAAGUUUGGCCGCGCCCUUCGCGACUCUGAAUUCUUGUUCGAUCCUUCGUACCGCAAUCUCAACCACGGCUCAUUUGGCACCAUCCCCUCCCACAUCCGCAACUUGAUGAGGCAAUAUCAAGACCAAGCAGAAGCGAAGCCCGAUCCCUUCAUCCGAUAUACAUACCCUCAGCUCCUCGAUGAGUCCCGCGCUGCCGUGGCCAAGCUUUUGGGUGUCCCAACGGAGACAUGCGUCUUUGUGUCCAACGCCACCAUGGGCGUCAACACGGUGCUCCGUAACAUCGUGUGGAACAAGGAUGGGAAAGACGAGAUCCUGUUCUUUGAGACUAUCUACGGCGGGUGUGCAAAGACGGUGGAUUAUGUGGUGGAGUACAACCGUGGAUUGGUUCACAGUCGAUGUGUGCCCAUUCUAUACCCCUGUCCAGACGGGGAUAUCGUUGAGAACUUUGAGAAAGCGGUGCAAGAGGUGGAAAAGGAGGGGAGGAGAGUCAGGCUGGCGCUAUUUGAUGUGGUCAGCUCGAAUCCCGGGGUCCGGUUCCCUUUCGAAGCCAUCACUGCUUCAUGCAAGAGGCAUGGGAUUCUAUCGCUCGUUGAUGGCGCGCAGGGGAUAGGCAUGGUAAAGCUUAAUCACCUCGGCGAGGUUGAUCCAGAUUUUUUUGUGUCCAACUGUCACAAGUGGUUGCAUGUGCCGAGGGGUUGUGCAGUCUUUUACGUCCCUUUGAGGAAUCAAGGACUGAUCAGAUCGACGGUGCCGACUUCGCAUGGGUUUGAGGCGGCUGAACUGCAGGGUGGGAACUUGAGAAGGGUGAACCCGCUGCCGCCCAAUGGGAAGGGCUAUUUCGUGAACGGCUUUCAGUUUGUGGGGACGGUGGAUAACGCGCCUUACCUGUGUGUCAAAGACGCGAUCAAGUGGAGGGAAGAAGUUCUUGGUGGUGAGGUGAGAAUUAGAGACGAGCUGAUCAAGAUGGCAAGGGAAGGGGGCAGGCUGGUGGCGGAGGCGUUGGGAACUGAGGUAUUGGAUAACAAGGAGGGAACGAUGUCUGCAUGCGCCAUGACCAAUGUGGCGUUGCCUUUACCGGCAGAGGAUAUCGAGGCAAGUGGAGAGGAACCAGCAGUUCAUUCCUACGUCCUCGGCACGCUCAUGGAGGAGUAUCAGACUUUUGUAGCAGUCUUUGUCUUUCAGGGAAGGUGGUGGGCCAGGCUCAGCGCGCAGGUUUACCUUGACUUGCAGGACUUUAAGUGGGUUGGAGGAGUGUUGAAGGAUGUUUGUGACCGGGUAGUGAGAGGUGAGUACAAGAAGAGCAAGGUACCUGACACUUCUGUGUAG
This is a messenger RNA of Podospora anserina S mat+, 1383 nucleotides long. RefSeq lists its product as uncharacterized. The record is from RefSeq and is a predicted model, not a curated record. The coding region runs from base 1 to 1383 and encodes 460 amino acids. Lineage: Eukaryota; Fungi; Ascomycota; Sordariomycetes; Sordariales; Podosporaceae. The transcript has 2 exons.